GCUCUCACACGGUCACACUGUCUACGAAGUUUGACAGCCGAGGCCCGUUCCGCGUUCCACGUCACGAACCGUCAUCGAGAAAGUAGCCGCUGUCUUGUGUUUGAUUUGCCUCUUCAGAAUUGAAUUGCUCCCGAAAGAAAUAACUAUUAUCCAACAUGCUGAAACAAACCCUAGCCCUGUGCGCGCUCUUUGCAGUGUUUAGCGUUUGUCUGUCCGAGGACGAGACACGUGCCCGCCUCCUGGUGUCCAAGCAGAUUCUGAAUAAAUAUCUGGUGGAGAAGAGCGAUCUGUUGGUGCGGUACACCAUCUUCAAUGUCGGCAAUGGAGCCGCCACCAACGUCCAGCUGGUGGACAAUGGCUUCCAUCCCGAGGCAUUCGAUGUGGUUGGAGGUCAGCCCACAGCCACCGUGGAGAGGAUUGCCCCCCAGACCAACUUCACCCAUGUCGUGGUGGUGCGCCCCAAGGCCUUUGGCUACUUCAACUUCACAGCCGCCGAGGUGUCCUACAAGCCCGUCGAGGAGGCUGAUGCGCUCCAACUGGCCAUCAGCUCGGAGCCCGGUGAGGGUGGCAUUGUCAACCUGAGCGAGUACAACAAGCGCUUCUCCUCCCACUUCUUCGACUGGGUGGCCUUCGCCGUCAUGACCCUGCCUUCCCUGGCCAUCCCCCUGGGCCUGUGGCACCAGUCCAAGAGCAAAUACGAGCGCGCUGGCAAGGCCAAGAAGCACUAAGCCCGGACGCUAGUCUCUCGUAUUUGAACAUGUUAAGAGAUUUAUUUGAACGCCCAUUACAAUUCCGUACUAUAUUGUUGCUUUAACCUCUAAUCGAUUCCAUUUCCAUGCUCUCAUUCAUCCAUUCAUCCGUGUGACAUAUUGUACAGCUCCCGCUUGAAUUGUAAGUGGGUGGCAGGGGCGUUAAAUCGUUUUAGAUUUGAUUCGAAGUCGCAUUGAAAGGAACAAGAAUAAAACUAGACCAUCAAGAGUUAA
Molecule: messenger RNA, 983 nt
Organism: Drosophila subobscura
Lineage: Eukaryota; Metazoa; Arthropoda; Insecta; Diptera; Drosophilidae
Gene: SsRbeta
Product: translocon-associated protein subunit beta
Exons: 3
Coding region: 156-728 (190 amino acids)
Cellular component (GO): membrane; endoplasmic reticulum
Source: RefSeq, a predicted model, not a curated record